Messenger RNA from Cyanistes caeruleus (blue tit), 12190 nucleotides. It is a transcript of the gene HELZ2, whose product is annotated as helicase with zinc finger 2. Gene Ontology annotation, molecular function: 5'-3' DNA helicase activity; RNA binding; RNA nuclease activity. Lineage: Eukaryota; Metazoa; Chordata; Aves; Passeriformes; Paridae. The record is from RefSeq and is a predicted model, not a curated record.
AUGUGGCUGGUUUAUUGUGUUUUCUGUGUCCAGGUAUGACAAGCUGCGAUUGUGAAAUGGGGCUAUGGCAGGACAGAAACGCGCUUGGUUAAAUAUAAAUGUCCAUGUCCUCUGUGUUCCCUCUGGCCAUGGGUGUGCAGGGAGCCUGAAAUGUGGCUUCAAAGUCUGGGUGUCCAUGGCACAGCUGGAACAGCCUGGCUGCAGCCAGUGCUGAUAACCAGUGGUCCCCAACCUAUGUUUAGAGGAGUUCUGACACGUAAUCAGGAAGAAGUGAUCUAUUCCUCUGAAGCAUUAGAUUUUGUUUCGUUUUGGCUGAGACUCAGCUGGGGCUGCAGUUGGUGAGGAGGAGUCCUGCCUUAUCAGAGGUUUUUCCCUCCCAGCUGGCUGCUGCUGAGAUAUUGCUGUCAUAUCUCUGUACUUGGGACAGCAGCAGCGUGUCAGACCGAGGACAUAUAAAGGGUUGUGAUCACACUGAGCUGCCUUUUGCCUCUCCAGCGUGAGCAGCAGUGCUGAGCCACACCUGAGGUGUGUUUCCAGCCCGAAUUCCCUGUGCUGCAAUGGCUUCAUGAGCUCGCACCGAUGACUGGCAGGUAUGCAGUGAGCUAGGACAAGGCCACUCACUCCAUGGCACCACCUCCCCACGGCAUCACCUUCUAGGAUCUUCCUGCCAUUAAUAUUGCCCCGCUCAAGCUGCAGCCGAAGAUGCCCACGGCCAACAGCCCGAAGGUGCCGCUGGGCAGCCUCCAGCAGCAGCUGGAGCUGCUCCUGGUCUGCUCCAAGUGCAGCGUGAAGGAGAACGAGAUCACCUACCACCCGCGGGAGGUGGAGCACAAGUGCAUGUACGAGAUCCUGCUGGCGCGCUGCCGCAGCCGCAGGAGCACAGCAUGGAGGAAAGUGUCCCGGCGACCCGGCUUCCCCAACCCGGCACGCUACGCCGUCUGCAGGUACUACGUCAUGGGGCUGGGCUGCAACAGGCACAAGAACCAGUGCACCUUCGCCUGGAGCGCGGAGGAGGCCAUGGUCUGGAACUUUGAGAGGGAACAUCAGCUGGAGCGGCGCUGGCUGAAGGCGGCGGUGCUGCAGGCGCAGCUGGGGGGCCACCCCGCUGCCACCCCCACUGCCAGUGCUGCCAGUGAGAUCACCAGUGAGUUCGGGGGGUACUUCCAAGAGAUCUGCAAGCGCUGCUUUUUCAGCUGCCCCCAGCGCAUCACAGUGGGUGGCCCUGGGUGGCUCUGUGAGUCCCACCGCACCUGGGACCCGCUCCUGGUGCACGUGGUGCUGGACAGCCAGAAGAAGCAGCAGUACACGGCCAUCCGGCCCUGCCCCGAGUUCAUGGAGACCCUCACCUACUGCCGGUUCAUGUCCCGGGGCCGGCCCUGCAGGCACGGCCCGCAGCGCUGCCAGUACGCGCACAGUGACGUGGAGAUGGCCGUCUGGGAGGCUGAGAGGGAGCACGGCUUGCUGCGCUCCGACCUGCUGCCAUCCGCGGGCGCCGGCAGCACCGACGGCAAGCCGGCAGCGCCCGCGCCCGUGCACUUCUACUGCUGCCUCUGCCUGGUGACCUGCGGCUCGCAGGAGAGCUUUGAGAACCACUGCUCCUCCAUCGAGCACGUGCAGAUGCUCUCGGCCGACAGCUCCAUGCAGUGGGUCCACCGCGCGCCGCCGCUCGGGCUGACCAAGUUCUCCCUGUGUAGCAGAGCGGAGGUGUGUGAAAUGGGGAACAGCUGCACCAAGGCUCAUUCCAAAGAGGAACUGCAGGAGUGGAUCCAGAGGGUGAAGGUUUCCGUGAAGAAAAAGAAGCAAGCCAUGAAGGAUGGGCUCUUGUCCUACCAGGACCGGCUCCUUGCUGAGUAUAGGAUGUGCUCCAACGAGGUGUUAAUUAUGGCUGAGCAUGUCGAGGGUGUCCAAGUAGUGUGUGAGCAGCCUCUGCAUGUGCAGCUGGAGGACAGGAAGAAGAAAUACCUAUGGCGGUUCAAGGUCCACUCUCAGAUGCGUCUGCAGCACGUGGCCCUGCUGAAGCGGAAGCCUGGAGUCAACUUCUACUUCUCGGGGAAUGGGCUUUCCCGGGGCCUGCAGUACCUUUGUGGGGAGCACGUGGCCACCGUGUCCUCCUCGCGCCACGCCGCACUGGUGGAGGUCAGCAUGGAGUGCUGCACCCUGGGCAUCUUUGAGCAGUGGGUGGUCUUCGACUUCGGCAAGCGCCCCGUCCUCAUGCAGAAGAUCAAGGUGAAGGUGGGCCGGCGGGAGACCCCCCAGCACGUCCCCAGCACCAGGGACAGCAGCCGCCCCGUCAACUUCGUGCGCUGGGAUCGGGGUAACCGGAUCAUCAUUCCCAGCAUGCCAAAGACUGAUGAAGAUGUGGUUCUGCUGGCAAAGUACAAACCUCCUGCUCUGGCACUGGAUUUCCAAAGUGAGAGUAGUGCAGUCAUUACCAUCACCCGCCUCAACUAUCGGGAGAGGAUGCACAGCUUCCUCUUCCGUGAGGAAGAAGCUGAGCAGGCUCUGAUUGCCAAACUCAACCUGCGUGUGCUCAUCUCACUGACCCCCAUGCUGCAGAGCCUCUCCAUGGGGGCGAAGUUUGCUCUCUCUGGGGAGCUGUUUGCUGAAGUGCCUACCCCCUACAACCUCUCCCCGGACACGGAUGAGGGGUACCUGCUGAGCAGGUCUGUGCCCACCGCCUUCCUGGCGCUUGACCCACCUGUGAACAAUCGGGUUUAUGAAGUUUUUGUGGAGCAUAAAGCCACCACGGAGAAGACCAUCUGGCUACAGAUACCUAGCAGAUGCUGCUCGGAGCUGAAUUUCAAGGCAAACACCUCCCACAAGGUGGAGAUCCAGUUCCAAAUAGACCAGCUGCUGUUCCGGCAGUGGCACCAGGCUGUGGACAACCUGUUGGAUGAGAAACUGGUCCUGCCAGAUGUUGCCAGUUGUUCCAUCCCCUACUCUCUUGGGUCACCACAGAGAGGCAAUAGCAAGCAGAAAAAAGCCAUCUCCUUCAUCACAGGCCAGACGACCACCAGCCGGCAGGUGCCACCUCUGCUCAUCUAUGGGCCUUUCGGCACAGGGAAGACAUUCACCUUGGCCAUGGCCACCCUGGAGAUCCUCAGGCAGCCCAAUGCACGGGUGCUCAUCUGCACCCACACAAACAGCGCUGCUGACAUUUACAUCCGGGAGUAUUUUCACAACUACGUGACCACGGGGCAUCCAUGGGCUGUUCCCCUGCGGAUCAUCUCCCCCGACCGGUCCAUCAACAUGACGGACCCCAUCACCCAGAUGUACUGCUGCCUCUCGCCAGACCAGCGCUCCUUCCGCCACCCCACGCAGGCCGAGAUUGAUAAGCACCACAUCAUUAUCACCACCUCCAUGCUAUCCAAGGACCUGAAGGUCCCCCGGGGCUACUUCACCCACAUCAUGAUCGACGAGGCUGCGCAGAUGCUGGAGUGCGAAGCUUUGGUUCCGCUCUCCUACGCCACUUCUGACACCCGCAUUGUCCUGGCUGGGGACCACAUGCAGAUAACCCCAAAGCUGUUCAGUGUUGGGAGUGGGCAAUCUGCUGAUCACACCCUCUUGAACCGGCUCUUCCAGUUCUACCAGAGGGAGAGGCAUGAGGUGGCCAUGAAGAGCAGGAUCAUCUUCAAUGAGAAUUACCGAUCCACGGCCGGAAUUAUUGAGUUCAUCUCCAAGCACUUCUACAUCGGCAACGGCAAUGCUAUCCAAGCCAGUGGGAACAUCCCACCCCAUCCCGAAAUUUAUCCCCUUGUGUUCUGCCACGUGUCUGGUGUGGCUGAAAGGGAUAUCUCCAUGAUUUCUUGGCAAAAUGUCUCCGAGAUAAUACAAGUGAUUGAGAAAGUGAAGGAGAUCUACCAGAGGUGGCCAGAUGAGUGGGGUGUCCGGGACCUGAAGAAAAUCUGUGUGGUCUCCCAUGGGACGCAGGUUUCUGCAACAAGACAAGAGCUGAGGAAAAAUCAUCUACAAGAUGUGGUGGUGGAAAACUACGAAAAUUUGCCAGGGCGUGAGUUUCGAGUCAUAAUCAUCAGCACAGUCCACACCAGCGAGAGCCUGCAUGUCUCAGCCUCCCACCACCUCGAGUUCUUCAACGAGGCCAGAGUGCUCAACACCAUCAUGACCCGGGCUCAGUCGCUGGUGGCUGUGGUGGGGGACGCCGUGGCCUUGUGCUCUCACGGCCAGUGCAGCAAAGUAUGGAAACGGUUCAUCCAGCAGUGCAUUGAUAAUGGGAGCAUCUUCCCAGAGAACCUGACAAUGGCUCAGAUCAAACAGGCUGCGUGUGACAAGGAGAGCUGGAGCAGGAGCCUGGAGGGGGACGAGGAAGACUGUGACACAGACUCCUUGAGCUCUGAGGGUGAGAGCAUGAAUCCUGAUGAUCCCAUCCUCCAGGAGCUCUUAGAUGAGAGCAAGAACAUGCUGGUGACAGUGUCUGAUGAAGGGCUGCUGAAUGUGAAGUCUGAGGCUUCAAACCAGUGGAAAGACAAGUGGGAGUAUGUCAGCUUCUCUUCUCAGAUGAUGCAGCAGUACCUGCAUAUGCACCCCCAAAUGUACAAGAGGUGCGAGCUGGUCAAAGAGGCGUUUGACAGAGCUUCUGCCUUCACCCUCAAUGACUCCCCUGCCAUGAACAUCCAGAUCAAAGGCAGAGUUAACUGUGGGACAGCCUUCACUGGGGACGAGGUGCUGGUGGAAAUCCUGCAGAACAGCACAGGCAACAGCAGCAGCCACCGCCCACAGGGGAGGGUGGUGGGCAUCCUGAAGCGUGCUGAGAGAGAACGGACCUUCAUCUGCAUGAUGGAUGAGUUUGAUCCCCGUGUGAUGAUACCCAUCGAUCCCACUGUCACCAAAAUAUUUGUCCCGGGGCUGAAGGAGAAACCCAAUGUCAUUCCCAUCCGCAGGCUUGUCAAUGGGAAGUACAAAGUGGUCAGCUGUGAGAAGAUCAGCCAGGAGACAAGGAGGUGCCAGUUCUUCUGUGUCCAGGUCAUCUCCUGGCGGGAAGGGUUUUACUACCCCUUGGGGAUAAUAACAGAGAUCCUGCAGGCAGCACUGAAUUUGGAAGAAGGUUUAAAGAUCCUUGCCUUGGAGUAUGGUUUGGAGAACAAAUACCCAGCUGCUGUCACCAGAGAGACAGCCAAAUACACCUCCAACAGCAACAUAAACCUCACCAAGGAAGCUCUGAAGGACUGUCGGAAUUACAUGACCUUCACUAUUGACCCCCAAGGCGCCAGGGAUUUGGACGAUGCUAUCAGCAUUAGGGAUCUUGGGCGUCACUAUGAGGUUGGGAUCCAUAUUGCAGAUGUGGCUGGCAUAAUUCCCAAAGGGAGUGCCUUGGACCUGGAAGCAAAGAAGCGAGGUGUGACCUACUAUGCUCCCAACCAGGAGCCUCUGUGCAUGUUCCCACCCAAAAUCAGCCAAGAUGUCUGCAGCCUCCUGCCGCAGAAGGAUCGACGGGUGAUCUCCCUGUUUGUCACCGUAGAGAAGGAGACUGAUCAGAUGUUAAAGGGAAUCUUCACCAUCUCCGUGAUCCGCUCAGACAGACAGCUGUCCUACGAAGAGGCAGAGCUCUGCAUUAAGAACUGCUACAGGGGAGCAGCAAAGGCCCUUCGUUUUGAUACCCUGGAGGACUGCAUAGCUGUGGCUUAUCACUUCUCCAGGAUCCAUCGGAAGUUUCGGCUGCAGGAGGACUGCUUCUAUGACCGGCUGGAUGAGGAGAGUUCCCCAGGUAACAGGGGGUCCCAUCAGAUGAUAGAGGAGUUAAUGAUCAUGUUCAAUAGUUUUGUGGCCGAGUUCCUCACCAAUCAGGAGGUGACCAGAAAUGUCACUCCUCUCCGGUGUCAGUGUGAGCCAAGCCUUACACAGCUGUCACACAUGAAAGAAAAGUACAGUCACAUCAUUCCUUUGUCCAUCCAUCUCUUACAUCACCUGGGAGAAAUGCCUCCUGGACAAGACUCCCCUAAAAAUGUGGAGUUCAGUCUUCUGGGCCCCAUCUGGGAGCACCUGCAGUCAGCUGCUAAUGCCCAUGACUUCCAGAAGAUGCUCGACCUCGUUGUCACUGAUGACAUCCACCCAAAGCUGGCCCCAGUGGUGCUGGAGUUCAGGAGGCUGCUCAGCCGCUCCUACUUCUGUCGCUCCAACUCCACUGUCCAGUCUAAGGCAGGCCAUUACUCCCUGCAUGUUGACUCCUACACCUGGGCCUCCUCUCCCAUCCGCCGGUACGUGGAUGUCGUGGUCCAGCGGCACCUGCAUUCUGUGCUCCGCAAGAAGCCCCUCAUCUAUUCUGCGGACGACAUUGAGUUUCUCUGUCACGACUUCAACAGGAAGAAUACCCAGGCGAUGACGUACGAGAAGAGAGCCCACUCCCUGCAGAUGGCCUGCCAGCUGAAAGACCAAGUCCUGCAGAAGAUUGCCUUUGUGGUGGAUAUCGAAGAGAUGAGCAGGUUUUUUAAAGCCCUGUUUCCCCUGAACAAUGAGAGUCUUCCGGAUCCCCAGAGAAUUAGUUACAGAUCCCUUCAGCUGAUAGAGCAGCCUGUGUUCAUCCAGCAGCGGAGCAGCAUCAGGCUGACCUGGAAGAGGAGGAUGUACUCUGCAGAGACAAAGGAGCAGAGCCUGCGGGAAGGACCCCUCUGCGACAAGAGCGUCACCCUCUUCCGCACCCAGACGUGGCAAGACGUGCUCACGGCUAUCAGGAACGAGGAGUUUGACAAGGCCGCGUCCCUCCUGCGGCAGAGCAAGGAGCUGUACCACCGGCACAUAGGCUGGGUGCGGAAAAGCUCCUGCUCCCACUACAUGGAGCUGUCCCUGGAGCUGAGCGCCGGUGACGCGCUGUGGUUCCAGCUCACCACCGACGUCAGCCGCGGCUUCCUGGUGCCCUUUGUGCAGCUGUGGUGUGUGACACCGGGGUUUGAGGUCUGCCUGCAGCACAUGGAGAAGCCAAUCGACUGCUUCUCGGCCUAUGCCACGCUGCCAUCCAAGGACAGGUACAAGAACCCGACGGAGUACAACAAGGUGUGGAUGCCCAUGAGUGCCAUGGAGUCUGCAUCGUGUGCCGUGGCCGAGAACGACUCGAUUGUCCUCCAUGAUAUUAAAAUAAAGUGGGCAAAGCAAAGGACAAGCAAAGGACAGCUGCAAGGGAGCUUUAUGCUGAACAAGAAGUGGUUGGAGGACUGCUCCAUUGAAGUGGACUUCUUCAACUGUUACCUGUGCAUUCGUUUAGGUGGGCUGAAGCUUCCCAAGAGCCCCCAGAAUGCUGAGGAAUGCCUUAGCCAUGGCCUCCAGAACCUGUCUUUGCUUGACAAUGGCAAAUUGGAGAACAAACUUGUGGUUGAUCCUGAUACCUACACCUGGGUGGCUCACGGGGUCACGGAGGAGUUCAGUGAUGAUGACAAGUUGGACAGGUCUGCUCAGCAGACUAUGAAUUUUUACGUCCACUAUAUGUCUAUGGAGACCAUCCCUGUGGAGGUCUCACAGGAUUCUGCCAGGUUCACGGUGGAACUCAUUCCAAAGAUGCUGCCAGACAUACGGAAAGAAAAAGCACUUUGGAAGCUCAAGUAUGCCUCUGAUCUUGCUAAAAGCAUCGCCCUUGGCCACGAACCUCCUCAAAAACUGACAAUAUCCAGAUUCCUGCAGCAAAAUUCCUUUGAUAUCCCUGGUAACAGCUGGAAACUUAACAAGAGUCAGAAACAGGCUGUUCUGGAUGCUCUAAAAAAAUCCUUCAUGCUCAUCCAAGGCCCACCAGGCACAGGGAAGACCGUUGUUGGAACUCACAUUGUCUACUGGUUCCAUAAAUUAAAUGAGGAGAGUGUUGAGAAGGACAAAACAGCAUGCUUGGAAGAUGAAAAGGACAAGAAGAGAAAGUGCAUCUUGUACUGUGGCCCAUCCAACAAGUCUGUUGAUGUUGUUGCUGAGAUGCUGCUGAAGGUGAAGAACCUGAAACCACUGAGGGUUUAUGGGGAGGCCAUUGAGACAAUGGAAUUCCCAUACCCAGGGAGCAACCGGAACAUCUCCCGUAAAUCCCUACGGGAUGCAAAGCCAAAACAUGAGCUCAGCAAAAUAAUCCUGCAUCAUCUCAUCCGGCGGGCGCCCAGCCCCUUCUGGGAGAAGAUCUGUCACUUUGACACUCGGGUGAGGAACAGAGAGGAGAUCACAGAAGCUGAAACAAAGGAGUACAAAAAUUGGUUGUCACAAGGUCGCUCGUAUCAGCUGGAGCGUCACGAUGUCAUCCUGUGCACCUGCUCUGUCUCAUCUGCCAACGCCCUGGAGCAGCUCAAUUUCAAGCAGAUAAUCAUUGAUGAGUGUGCCAUGUCCACAGAGCCCGAGACCCUCAUCCCCUUGGUCUGCCACCGCCGUGCUGAGAAGGUUGUUCUGCUGGGGGAUCACAAACAGCUGCGGCCAGUGGUUAACAACGAUGUCUGCAAGAGUCUUGGCAUGGAGAUGUCUCUGUUUGAGCGCUACCAGGGACAGGCGUGGAUGCUGGACACGCAGUACCGCAUGCACAAGAGCAUUUGUGAGUUCCCAUCCCAGGAGUUCUAUGAAAGGCGGCUGAAAACAAGUUCUCAGCUUGUUCAGAAGCCCAGCAUGCUCCACCACAGAGGUAACAACUGCUGCCCCAUCAUCUUUGGGCACGUGGAAGGGAAGGAGCACUCCCUCAUGAUUUCUACUGAGGAAGGAAACGAGAACUCCAAAGCUAACCUGGAGGAAGUGGCACACGCGGUGAGGAUUGCCAAGCAGCUGACACUAGAUGGCACCAUCCGGCCGGACAGCAUCGCCAUCCUCAGCCCCUACAGUGCCCAGGUGUCCGAGAUCAACAAGAGCCUCCAGAGGGAAGGCAUCCGUGGGGUGACCGUCUGCACCAUCAUGAAGAGUCAAGGAAGUGAAUGGAAAUACGUGAUCCUGUCAACUGUACGUUCCUGCCCCCGGUCUGAGAUCGAUAGGAAGCCCACAAAGAGCUGGCAGAAGAAAUACCUGGGGUUUAUUACCGACCCAAACCAGGUCAAUGUUGCCAUCACACGAGCUCAGGAAGGACUCUGCAUCAUAGGGAACCGGUACCUCCUGGAGUGCAACCCUUUGUGGAGGAGACUGCUCCAGCAUUACUACCAGCACAACAGCUACACUGCAGCCCAGGAGAUUCGAGUCAGGAGGACCUCAGCCAUCUCCCGGUGAGGAUAGGCCCCCUCUGCCUGAACUGCAUUAUGUGUGCCUUGGGAAGGACCAAAGCUUUCCAUUAUUCAAUGACCUACAGAGCCAAAUGCAGCAGGGGAUCUGGGAGCUUCCUGCACCAUGACAGCUUCAGCGUCUGCUUCAGCAUCUUGAGCUGUUUUUAAUCAGUGCAAUCUUGGGCAGGAACUUUCAAUUCUAGCAAACCAAAAAGGCAUUGGAGAUAGAUGAUGGGCAUGUGACUUUACUGAUGAUGAUACUAUUUUUGUAACUGUAAGUUGCUCAGCAGAACCCUCAUCCUACCUGCCACAGCAGCUGCAGUUUGGGGGGGGCAAAUAUUACUCCAGCUGCCAGGAUUGUACUUUGGGGAUCAAAUGCUCAGUCCUUUCAUCAGGGUGGAACGACUGCACGCAGUGGAGUGGCACAGUAAGCUGCUGUUUGCCAUGGAGGACCAAAGUUUCUGAGUACUGCCUUUCAUUUUAAAUCCAAGGACAGGAAAUUUAUAAGACUUCUUAUUUUUUACUUUUUUUUUUUUUUUUUUUAAGUGAAGGAGGAAAGCAACAAGAGAUGCAUGCACCACUCUUUGUCUAGCCAAAAUGUUCUCUAAGCAUGUAAAUAUCGCAACAGCAAGACCAAGGUGAUUUUGUAAAUAGAUUUAUGUGUUCUUUGUAUGAAGGAGAUUGUCCUCACCAGCAUAAAGGCAACGAAAAGCGGGGACCUCUCCUACCAGGAAAAGUUGGGAUUUGUCAGCCCAUUUUAAACUGUUCAGAAUUUUAUUUGAUAUCUCCUGUUGAUCCCCCCUCCUUUUCCUCCCCCACUUUUUUUAAAGCUGCUUUUAAUUUAUUAACUUUUAACUCCGUGAAUUUGUUUCACAGCCUUAUGGCCUGAGUUUUUAAGAGCAGUGAACGAGUGUAUGUGUAUAAUGUAUUUUUAUAUUUUCUGUAGCCAAACUGCUGUGAGCUGGAAGCUGUGGUUCAUCAGAGAGGCUACUUUCACCCAGUGACAUGUGGCUGGUAGAGAUGUAUUGUGGUGAAUGGUGCUCUCUGAGAAUCACAGAGCUGCUUUUGGAAGCAUGACAGUUUUGAGGGAGGGUGUCUUUUAUCUCAUUUCAAUUCUGAAUGUAUGAAGUGCCUGCCUCGGCUCUCCCCAAGCCACAUGCUUGGCUGUGCUUAGACUUUCAUGUGGGAUGGAGCUGAGAUGCAAUCACACAAGUUUUCCUUGUGGCAGGGAUCCCUGUGAUGUCCCAGCACUGUGGCAGGAGGAAUUUUGUCCUGUUUGCAACCGAAAUCCAGCGUGGCUCUUUCCUGUGUGGAGGAAUGGCAAUAGGAAAUCAUUGUAUCUGGAAAAGUCUCCAUUUAAUGCUGUGUUUCUUCUACUGAAUCUGUGUCAGACUUGAUUCCAGAACCUAUGGAGAGGUUUUGUUGUUCUCUUCCUAGUUUAAGCUACCUUCCUGCAGUCUGCCUUUGGGGGGUUUGAGCUGCAUGCCAAAGACCACCCAAGCUUGCUCUUGUCCUACCGAAGCAUAAGAGUGGGCAUAUGGCUGGCACUCCAUGAAGGAUAAAAACCCAUAGGAAGUAUCUCCUGCUGGUUCUAAAGAUGCUUGGUAAAAGCUGGUAAGGUGUAAAAUUCAUUGUUCCUAUUUGAAGUCAUCCUGCGUGGGAUCUUAAAAGAUUCUGCAGCAGCCUGAUUAGCAAAUAUUAUUGCAAUUCCAAAAUAAGAUUGUCUGGGGAUCAAUCUGUGGACUAUUGAAAUGCAAUCAUCUAACUCAGAUGCUAUGGAGAAUUGCAAAAAAUGCUGGAAUUGUUGGGAUAACGACUUUAGCACGGUGCCAGCUUCAUUUAACAAUGGAACUUUGGUUCCUUUAGAACCAGUGGGUCUCAUUUUCAUGAUCUCCUGUAAGUGAAGAGUUUCUCCCCUGGGUUUUGUGCUGAUUAUUUCAUACAGGUAACACAAAAAAGGAGACUCACCCCAGAUUUAGUGGCUUAGUCAGUGCCCCUGGGAGGGGAUUUGGCCAAGAGAGAGUCCUCAUGAAGCAGGUCCCUUUGUCCUUAGUGGGAAAAAAAGUGUUUAUUUCUACUCCAAGGAGGUAGAAUGAAAUGUUUUGCUUGAUCACUUCUGUGUUGCAAGACAAUAUACAUGUUAUUUUUAUUUUUUCCUCUGAGGAUGUAUUUUUAUAACUGGUGAUUAGGAAAUGCACCCAAGCAGCAGUUACAGCCAGGCUGGGCCCUAGGGCUGCUGGUGCUGUCAGCAGGUUCCUGGAGAGCUGGUCAUGCAAUAGUCAGGGAUAGCAGAAAGUGCAAUUAAACUUUUUAUAGACUGUAGUGACAGCUGAGUAUCAUGUUCUUGUCCUUAUGCUCAUGGAGAGAAUCAUAGAAAUCAAUAGAGGAAAGACAGUUCAAAUUAGUCUGGUUUCAUUUGCACGCAGAGUUUUGAAUUUACUUUUGGAAGAAUUUUAUGUUCAAGCAAUAUUCUUAAAAUACCAAACUUUUGGUAAUCCCAGUAGGAACACCCUGGCAGUGUGGUGCCCAGGGCAUCUGUCCAGUCACAGGCUCUGUGUUCUCCACAGACAAAGACAAAAGCACAUGGCUGCAGGACACAAAUGUCAGUUCAUCCAACAGCAUUAACUUAAUUUCCUCGGCACUAGCUAGAGCUGGAGCACAAAUUGAACAAGGGGAACCUGUGCAUGCAGCCAGUAGUGAGCCCAGCAUCAGGCUGGCUGGACUGUUUUUGAGGAUUUGGACAGAUCUGUGUAGGACAAUCAAUUUACUGCAAUAAAUUGUUGGGUUUUUUAAAACUAGAAAUGAAAUGUCAAGUGGCAUGAAGUCUGAAUUAAGGAACUUGAAAUGGGGCAGGUUUUUAUCUUUUGUAUGUCUGUGACUUGCAGCGAACCUCAAAUGACCUUUUGGAUACAAAUAUUUUUAUCUGCUUUGACUGUUCAUAAGAAUGAACCUCAACAUUCCUUUUUUGAUAUUUAAGCCAUAAUUGUAAAAAUGAUUUGAAUUUAUUUAAAUAAUAAAUUUUAUUAUGAAAAGGUCUA